This is a messenger RNA of Acanthosepion pharaonis, 894 nucleotides long. The record is from the annotation of a GenBank genome assembly. Lineage: Eukaryota; Metazoa; Mollusca; Cephalopoda; Sepiida; Sepiidae.
AUGGCUCAUACUGAUUUCAUCAUUUUUUUUCUCUUCUUUAUUUCCACAAGAUGUGUAUUUGUUAUUUCCUCCCUUAAUAGAGUUCUUUCUUUUUUCUUUCUUUCUUUUCUCUUUCUUAUUUCUUUUUCUUUUCUCUUUCUUUCAUUCUUUUUUUAUUUCCUUCUUUUCGUUUGUCGUUUUUCUUUCUUCUUUUCGCUUUCUUUUCAUUUUUUUCUUUGUUUUCAUUUUCAUUUUUCUUUCUAUUCUUCUUUUCCUUUUUUUUUUUUCUUUCUUUCUUUCCUUCUUUCUUUCUUUUGGUUUCUUUAUAUUUUUCUUUCUUUCUUUCUUUCUUUCUUUCUUUCUUUCUUUCUUUCUAUCUUUUCUUUUCCUUUCUCUUUCUUCUUUUUUUGUCGUUUUUCUUUCUUUCUUUACUUUUUCUUUCUUUACUUUUUCUUUCUUCUUUUCGCUUUUUUCUUUUUCGAUCUUCUUCCUGUCGUUCUUUUCUUUUUCUUUCAUUUUUCUUUUGUUUUACUUUUGUUUUCUUUCUUUUGCUUUCUUUAUAUUCAUUUUCUUUCUUUUCUUUUUCUUUCUUCUUUCGGUCUUUCUUUUCUUUUUCAUUUUCUUUCUUCUUUUCUUUUAUGUUUUUCUUUUUUUUCUAUCUUUCUUUCUUUUUUUCUUUCUUCUGCAUUUUUUCUUUUUUCUUUUUCUUUCUUCUUUUCUUUUUCUUUCUUUCUUUUCUUUUCUUUCUUUCUCUUCUUUUUUUCUUUCUUUCUUUUCCCUUUCUUUUCCCUUUCUUUUCUCUCUCUCUCUUUCUUUCUUUCUUUCUUUCUUUCUUUCUUUCUUUCUUUCUUAGUCUCCCUUUUAUUGCUUAGUUUUCUCCUAAUCCGUCAUACCAUUGAAUAUUCUUUUCCCUGA